This is a messenger RNA of Acanthopagrus latus (yellowfin seabream), 1520 nucleotides long. RefSeq names its product leucine rich repeat containing 34 (gene lrrc34). Bases 48 to 1250 code for a protein of 400 amino acids. Lineage: Eukaryota; Metazoa; Chordata; Actinopteri; Spariformes; Sparidae. The transcript has 10 exons. The record is from RefSeq and is a predicted model, not a curated record. Gene Ontology annotation, molecular function: protein binding.
CUGUGCCUUGUUGCCAUAGCAACUGAAACUCUACCGCCGGAAUAACGAUGGCUAGCGAAAACAUCUCGGAGUUUUACGCUGCUGUCUGCGCAGAACAUGGGAUUAAAUUAAAUCCUCACAUUGUAGACGUGUUGGAGAAGACGGCAGUAACGGAAAAUGUCACUUUAAAACUGGCAGGAAACAACCGACUGAGACGCGUACAGCGACUUGAUGACAAAGACGUCCUCGCUCUCUCAAAAUGUCUGAGAAACAACACACGUGUGACAGCAGGUCUUGAUGUCAGGUACAACAACAUAACAGAUGACGGGGCUGGACAUCUGGCUGACCUCUUACAGGAGGACAGCUCAGCUUUGCUCUCUCUGAACCUGAUGUUCAACAACAUCCAGACAAAUGGAGCUGACGUUCUCGCCAAGAGUCUGCAGUAUAACAGCACCUUGCUCUCUCUCGGACUGUCAGGGAAUAAGAUUGAGAACAGAGGAGCCAUGCACCUGGCCAGCAUGCUGCAGGUGAACAACACCCUGAAGGAGCUGCAGCUGGCUGACUGCGACCUGGCCACUCAGAGUGUGAUAGCGUUCGCCAUCAUGUUGAAGAGCAACAGCAGUCUUCACUCUGUAGACAUCAGCCGGCCGCUGCUCUUCAGCCACCAGGAGGAGUGGGCGGUGCACUUCUCUGAGAUGCUGGUGCUGAACAGCAGCCUGGUGGAGCUCCACCUGGGGAAGAUGGGGAUGACCGACACCGGGAUGGAGAGGCUGACUGAAGGCCUGCUGCUCAACCACAGCCUGCGCUACCUGGACCUGCGCUGUAACCGUGUGACUCGUGACGGCUUGAGUCUUCUCGCCAAGGUGCUGAAGCACAACCCGACCCUGGAGGUCAUUGAUCUGUCGUCCAAUCGGAUUGAAGAUGAAGGUGCUGUGUACCUGAGCGAGGCUGUGGCCUGGCCAGGCUGCGUCCUGAGAGAGCUGUCUGUCAGCAGUAACAACAUCAGGACGGAGGGUCUGCUGUCUCUGGCUCAGGCCAUGAAAGUUAACAAAACUCUGAGCCACAUCUACAUCUGGGGAAACCACCUGGAAGAGCCCGUCUGUCAGGCCUUCGGAGAGCUGAUGACCAGCGGCCGUCUGCCUCCAGAGCAGACAGACGUCAGCGCCUACGAGGUGGACGGUCAGGUGUUUCUCGCUGAGCUCACCCACAGUUUGAGGAGACACUAUUACAGUACAGACAGCGACGGUACAGACACAUCCAACCAUCGCUAACACUGCAGCAGACCACGCUGCCAGCCACGACUCCACCUCUCCUCCACACAUGCAGAGUCAGCAGCUUGUUCCCAUGCAGCCCUGCUAGACUCUCAUCAACCUCCUUCAUCCUCCAUCCACCAGCAUCCCCAGACUGACACUCACAAACCAAUUACAACAUGUACACACGUCAAAAGAAGAAAAUAAAACACUUCAAAUGAGCUAAGAAGUCAUGACACUGAUGAAAUACAUUCUGUGAGAUUUUUUUUUAUUAAAGGUGCAUCCAAAACA